Neurospora crassa OR74A is the source of this 1905-nucleotide messenger RNA. RefSeq lists its product as hypothetical. The record is from RefSeq and is a predicted model, not a curated record. Bases 409 to 1272 code for a protein of 287 amino acids. NCBI's taxonomy places the organism in Eukaryota, Fungi, Ascomycota, Sordariomycetes, Sordariales, Sordariaceae. The transcript is spliced from 3 exons.
ACUGGGAGCGCGACGGAGACUGAACUGUCAAAGCUUCCCCUUCCCCGUCCAACCACCCAUUUUUACCAGCUGCCUCUCGUGUCUCUGCCAUCUGCCCGUCCGGUCCAACAUCUCGUUUUCUCCCCACAACGGAGCUGGAGUGCGUCGCUAUCUAUUGGCUUGUCUUCUCUCUUAUUUCCAAUUCAUCGUAAGUUCUGAUACGCAGCAUAGUACGUAUUGUUUACCAUUGUGAUAGCUUGUGGGUGUUGCAUCGCGCGCCUAGUCCCAAAAUCCACACUCCCCCACACACACACACCCUCGACGCGCGCGCGCAAGGUCAACCGGCAGUCCCAAACUGACAUCUUUCUCACCACCCUCUCUCUCUUAGAUUUAUAUCCUUAACGGCACCUCCCGUAUCGUUAGCCCACCAUGUCUGAGAGCUUCAACGAAGACAUCAUCGAGGACUCUCCCGCCGCUCCCUCUGGCGAUGUCGAGAUGACCGAGGGUGGUGGUGUUGCCGAGGGCGCCAGCGCGGAGGACGCGCCCGCCAACAAGGACGAGCUCCCCUUUGCUGAGGAGUCGGCCGACUCGCCCCCUCCUCCUCGCGUCACCUUCCUGCAGUACCUUUCGAGCCCCAUCGUCACCUUGAUCGUCGGCACCGGAGACCAGGAGACCGUCCUCACGGCCCAUCAGUCCCUCCUCGUCCAGAGCCCCUGGUUCGCCGAGGCCUGCGCCGACUUUACCGAUGAUGGCAGCCCCCGCCAGAUCGAGCUCCCUAACGACGACAUCGACGCCAUGGGCUGCUUCCUCGAGUUUUUGUAUACAGGCGACUACUUCCCCAAAAAGGUUCCCGGCCAGCGCGCGCUCGAGAAGGACCCGUCGAUCCCCGAGGUCGACCUGACGGGCGAGCAGCUGCUCAAGCACGCGCGCGUCUACACGAUUGCCGAGAAGUUCGGGCUCACCAACCUCAAGAACCUGGCCUCGUCCAAGAUCCACUGCGUCAACUCGACGGCCAAGGGCGAGAUUGCGUACGCGCGCUACGUGUACGAGUUCACGUCCAAGGACGACACCACCAUUCGCGCGCCCGUGGCCAACUUUUGGGCGACGCGGUCGCAUACCCUCCGCGCCGAGGCCGAGGACGAGUUCAGGAACUUGUGCUUGGAGUUUCCCCAGUUCGGUUACGAUGUGCUUACCCGCGUCCUCGACGAAAAGCUCAAGCGCGAGCGCAACGAAAAGAUGCACCCUGGUACCGGCAGCGCUCGCAAGCGCCCCAGACACAGCAGCCAGGCUUAAGCGGCGACGCGAAUCAUCAUCAUCAUCAUCAUCAUCUGAAGCGUGGAAUCUACUAUCGAUAUCAUCAGCCAGGUGGUGGACAUCAGUUGGGAGGACACCAUUUGGUGGGUGGACAUUACGUGGUGGUGGUGGUAGGAGGACGACGCGUAGGAGAGAAUCUGAACGAGGGCGGAAGAAGACCGAAAAAAUGGUUUGGUUUCUCAUCACAACAGACAGACAGACAGACAGACAGACAGACACACACGAAAACGAAGUUUGGUCGCCGCGACAAAGGAAAUUCGCAAUGGAGGCGGCGGCGUUGGCGUUGGCGCAGACAGGGGAACAAUCGAACAAACAAGCCGAUAUCAGAAGAGAAUAUAUCAUAUCAAUCAACCACCACCAGCUUUUUUUUCGUUCAAUCAUUCCAUUGUUAUCUCAGCUAUCUUGUGUCUACCGCAGAUGGUACCUACCUUACUCAGGAAACAAGGGGUUCUGUUUGUGGUCACUUCUCGGUGGAUCGCGUCGAAUCUCGUUGCUAAGGUGGUUCGUUCACUCUCAUCGCCGCAUUGUAUUAUAUAUAUACUUCGUUACCAAAAGUGAAAAGGGGAAAUGGCAUAUACCAUGCACAUGCUCUGCUGGUCUCGUUCUUUUUGC